Molecule: messenger RNA, 2345 nt
Organism: Cottoperca gobio
Lineage: Eukaryota; Metazoa; Chordata; Actinopteri; Perciformes; Bovichtidae
Product: 4F2 cell-surface antigen heavy chain
Exons: 10
Coding region: 142-1716 (524 amino acids)
Biological process (GO): L-alanine import across plasma membrane; L-leucine import across plasma membrane; phenylalanine transport
Cellular component (GO): apical plasma membrane; basolateral plasma membrane
Molecular function (GO): L-leucine transmembrane transporter activity; L-alanine transmembrane transporter activity; aromatic amino acid transmembrane transporter activity
Source: RefSeq, a predicted model, not a curated record
UGAAACACCUGUGUAAAUAGUAGCAGGAGAAGUUGGGUGCAGGGUAUGGCAGAGCUGCAUGCUGAAUCUGGUUGGACUUUAGUGUAGAAACGUUGAAUCCAUAGGACCUGAGUUUCUACAUGUAGCCCACUUGUUGUUAACAUGGAGCAAACUGAUAAGAAGGCCACAGAGGAGUCGGGCAGGAUGCCUCUGAACGCAGGAGACACCGGGUACGGCAGCGUGGCAGGCCCCGGGCUGUCGGGCACCAUGAACGGCUCUGAGUCGGCCCCGCUGCUCAUCCCGGAGCCUGAACCGGAGCCUUUCCAGCAGUGGCAACCCCUGACCAAGGAGGAGCUGGAGGUCGCCGCGGGGGGUCCGGGGUGGAGGAAGGUGCGACUUCACCUUGUGCUGCUGUUCUGGCUUACCUGGGUGGCCAUGCUCACCAGCUCCAUCGCCAUCAUCGUGAUCAGCCCCCGGCCGGUUGUAACGCCGCUCAAGUGGUGGCAGAAGUCUCUGUUCUACCAGCUGCAGCCCGACCUGCCCAUAGAGCAGCAGGCCAACGGGUCAGGGGGCAUUAAUGUGCUGUGCAAGCAGCUCCCCUACCUCAGGUCCCUGGGUAUAGGAGCUCUAAUCCUGGAGGGUCUGUUUGACAAAAAGGCAUCCCCUUUACGCUUCAAUGCUACUGGUGAAAGGAUUGGGACUUUGCCUCAGAUCCAGCAUCUGUUUGCAGAGUGCAACAAAGAAGGUAUCAAAGUGGUGUUAAACAUCUGUGAAGUGGAUCUGUUGGGACCUCGGGAUGAAGCAGGAAACGCAGACGAGACAUCGAACCUCUCAGCCAUCGUACAUCAUACACUCCGGUUCUGGCUGGAGCAGGGUGCGGCAGGAUUUGCAAUCUGUGACACAGAUCCAGUUUAUUCAGAAAAGACUCUGCUGGAGUGGAAAGAUGUCUUCAAAGAAUUCAGCAGUGAGGAGGAGGAAAGGAUCAUUGUGGUAAAACAGACAAGUGAUGUUCUGCCUCCGCUAAAAAUCUCCAGCCAGAGCAACGUUACUCUGGUGGAUGUUGUCUUGAGGUCAAUCCUGCCGUCUUCACAACACCCCCUGUCUGCCAAGGAAGUCGCUGAUGCCAUAGAGACACAUCUGCAAACCAGAGAAGACUCGUGGCACUACUGGACAGUUGGGGGUAAAGCACCCCAUGACUUGAAGAAUUUACUCCUGGUGCUGAUGAUGACUCUGCCAGGAUCACCUGUAGUCCAGUAUGAUGAAGAUAUCGACCAAACGCAGAAUGCGUCUCUGAAAGUCAACACCAACAAAUUGACAGACAUCGAUCCAGACGAGGGGAGGAAGAAGAAGAAGCACCGUUUAGCUUUAGCCCUCUUCACCGCCCUGAGUCGGUCCAGAGCCAGAGAAGAAGCUCUUCUGUUUGGAAACUUCACUUUCCUGCCCUUUAAUUCUUCCACCAACUCCUCCUCCUCAAACUCCACUCUGCCCUCCCCUUCAUCUCCCCCGAUCCUGGCCUUCUUGCGCUCCUGGGGUUGUGUCCACUUCCUCAUUCUGCUCAACGCGGGGCCUGAGCUCCACGCCCUGGAUCCCGCCUGGGCCCCGAGCCUGCCCAAAGCUGGGGUGUUUGUGAGCAGCACAGGAAUGGACCGUUUGGGGUCGACAUCUCUGGAAACGCUGGAACUGCGGCCCCACGAAGCCAUUGUCAUCAAACUAUUUGAUGCAGGAAGCUAUUCGUAGAGCUUCUCUGUAAUAAGAGUGGAGAUUUAGCUUCUGGAAUUUGUCAUUUUGCUAUGUGCUCAGCGGUCACUGAAAAUAAAAUAAUGUUUCUGUGUUGGCCGUGUGGCAUCAUUUGUUGUGAGGAUAAUUUUUCUACUUCAGCCUUCUGGAGUCCAUCUAUUGAUCGGUGAAUACCCUGAGCAUGUUUAUUUAUAGUAAAAUACCUUUUUUAGUUAUAAAUCAUGUAUACUUGAGAAAACCAGUACAAAGUGUGGCUGCAGGGUUUUAAAAUACUGAAUUAUUGAUAUGUUUAGUGAUUUACAGGCAUAUAAACUUAAAAUCACCUAAACUAAAUACAGUCUAUAAAUAAUAUUUGAAGUGACAUGGCUGUAUGUGCAGGAAUAAAUACAUGUGCGUUGUGUUAAGGAACGCUUUUACUAAAGGGACUGUGCACACAGUCUUCUUUCCUAUGGUUUAAUAGCAGAAAUUGACACGUUUGUGUUGUUGCUCCAAAGAAACAAUCUGAAAUGUCACGGCCAACUAGUGUGUUCUGAUCAAACCCGGCUGCGAUGGUGUUGCAAUAGUUCAGUCGCAGCCUCAGCUGCUGAUUGAACAAACCACAUUGAGCCACAUCCUAAUUUAUCUGGUAU